Phascolarctos cinereus (koala) is the source of this 794-nucleotide messenger RNA. It is a transcript of the gene FCER1G, whose product is annotated as Fc epsilon receptor Ig. NCBI's taxonomy places the organism in Eukaryota, Metazoa, Chordata, Mammalia, Diprotodontia, Phascolarctidae. Gene Ontology annotation, biological process: regulation of platelet activation; innate immune response; defense response to bacterium. Gene Ontology annotation, molecular function: IgG binding; IgE receptor activity. Gene Ontology annotation, cellular component: Fc-epsilon receptor I complex; membrane; external side of plasma membrane. The record is from RefSeq and is a predicted model, not a curated record.
GCAGGAAGGGGGGAAACUGUGGUCAGGGAGUUGCUGAACACAACUGUGAGGAGCCAGCCAACCAACCAGCUGAGCGCCCAGAUCUCAGCCUGUGGUUCCCGAGCCCCUGCCCAAGAUGACCCGAGUGGUGGUCUUGCUGUUGCUGCUUCUGAUUCAAGAAGCCGCGGCUCUCUCCGAGCCCCAGCUCUGUUACAUUCUGGACGCUGUGCUGUUCACCUAUGGCAUUGUCCUCACACUGCUCUACUGCCGCCUCAAGAUCCAGGUGCGAAAGGCAGCUGCCAGAUUUGAGAAAUCUGAGGGAGUCUACACAGGCCUGAGUACCCGGAACCAGGAGACUUAUGAGACGUUGAAGUAUGAAAAACAGCCACAGUAGAAGAGGAACUAUGGAGAGAGCCCCCAGGGUCACAACAGUCUCUCAGUCCCAGCCCUGUCUACUACCUGACUGCCCUUCUUCACCCCAACCUCUGCCCAUUGAGAUCAACACACGAAGUGUCCCUGUCCUCCUCGUUAUUAUGAUGGAACUUCACUUCUCUGAUAAUCAGCUGGCUAUGCCCCUUUAUUAACACACAACCCCACCUGCUCAUUUUAAUAUCCCUGCCCUUUAUUAAUAUGCAAAGAUGUCAUUGACCCUCAUUACCAUUCACAUACUGACCCUUGACCCAUGAUCCCACGUUUUUAAAGGGUCUCCUACAUCUUGCCCUAAGUCAUCCCCAACCCUGCCCUGCCUUUCCUCUGCUGAUUGUGGGGUUUCUGAGGGUGGGGCUCAUCCCUCAAUAAAGCUGCCAUUGGCUGAA